Salvia splendens (bonfire salvia) is the source of this 1569-nucleotide messenger RNA. Its product is annotated as acyl-protein thioesterase 2. The record is from RefSeq and is a predicted model, not a curated record. Gene Ontology annotation, molecular function: hydrolase activity. The transcript is spliced from 9 exons. Bases 619 to 1380 code for a protein of 253 amino acids. NCBI's taxonomy places the organism in Eukaryota, Viridiplantae, Streptophyta, Magnoliopsida, Lamiales, Lamiaceae.
UCUUUAGUCUUUACCAUCUUCUAUCAGAAUUUUUUACUGCGUAAUCUCACUUAUCAGCUUCUGGGAUUUUGAUAUUUCUGAAUUUCUUGACAUUCUUGCAAUAAAGAUUCUAUUUUGAGCUGUUUUGUAACUGCAUAUGUGCAUAUAUUAGACUACAAUGAAGAGGAUUAAUGUUGAGUUUUGUCUUUUUGCUUGCUUAAAUGAAGAAAAUGGUGAUAGCUUUUCUCAUUAUUUUUUAGCUGGAAUUGAUUCUGUGAGAAUGUGCACCGCAAAAGCCUAUUCGAAGUUGGUUUUAUUGUGCUUUUCUUGAUUUGUGAUGGGCUCUCCUCUAUCAUCUCCGUGGUUAUAAAGAUUUCUGCUUUUUCUUUUUCCAUUGCUUCCUUUUUUGUCUUGCUUUCUCUAUCGUUUUCAGGGUUCCCUUAUCUUUUUCCAUUUAUGCAAAGUGGUGUAUGCUAAGUCCAGCCCGUGCACACUGUUUUACAUCCCAAUUUCACACUUUGAAAUUCAAAUAUAAAUAACAUGUGACAAUGUGAUCUUCAUUUCAUUGCUAGGAGUUCAGUUUCAAUCACUCGGACACAUUUUCUCGUGCAUUGAUUCGCUAUAAAAUCGAAGCGAGCUAUGAGCUUCAAUAGCUCUGCAGGGGGUGGCCAAUCAUCUCGGACAACAUAUGAGUUUGGAAGGACUCAUGUCAUCAGGCCAAAAGGGAGGCAUCAAGCAACAAUAAUUUGGCUACAUGAUCUUGGUGAUAAAGGGUCGAGCUGGUCUCAGCAAUUGGAAAGCCUUCCUCUUCCGAAUGUAAAGUGGAUAUGCCCAACUGCUCCUACUCGUCCAGUUUCUUUAUUUGGGGGAUUUCCUUGCACGGCUUGGUUCGAUGCACAGGAUCUUUCAGAGGAUGCACCGGACGAUUUACAAGGAUUAGAUGCAUCAGCAGCACAUGUUGCUAAUCUCCUAUCAACAGAGCCUGCCAACAUCAAACUUGGUAUUGGUGGCUUUAGUAUGGGUGCUGCCACUGCUCUUUACUCCGCCACAUGCCACAUUUUUGGUCAAUACUCAAAUAGAAACCCGUACUUAGUUAACUUGAGCUGUGUUAUCGGCCUCAGCGGCUGGCUUCCAUGUUCCAGGAUGUUAAGGAACCGAAUCGAAAGGUCCAAUGAGACUGUAAGUCGUGCAGCAUCAUUGCCCAUUUUGCUUUGUCAUGGAUCUGGGGAUGACGUUGUGGCUUAUAAACACGGAGAAAACUCUGCACGUACAUUAAGUUCAGCUGGAUUCCAAAACCUAAUGUUUAGAUCAUAUGGAGGGCUCGGGCAUUACACCACCCAGGAAGAGAUGGAUGAAGUUUGUCGCUGGUUAGCUGCACGAUUGGGGCUUCAGGGAUCGUAAACUGAGAAAUCCGUGAGGCGGUUUGGGGGUAUACGUGAGAAGAAAUCAAAAUAAAACAUUAGUAGCUAUGACAGGUUGAAGAAGUAUUACGAAUAGGAUAGAAAUACUGUGUAAAAUAACAGUGUGUUUUCCUUUGUAUUCCUGGUGGUGCAUUGUGACUUUAAUGUUUGAGAUAAAACUUUUUGCUCA